AAGAAGAACCUGUAGCAAAGUAGCCGCUGGCUUCUCCUUAAUACAUCCAUGAAAGUAGUUAGCAAAGCUAACACCAGCGAGCUAACGUCGCAUCAGCCAACACGACAUGCACAGCGGUAACAGCUAAAGUCUUACACGGCUAUAACUUCACCCACACGCUGUUGUUAUGUCGGAGCCCAAGCCCCCUACUCCAACCCCUGGAGACACUUACAAGGGUUGGCUCUUCAAAUGGACUAACUACAUUAAAGGUUACCAGAGACGCUGGUUCGUUCUGAGCAAUGGGUUGCUCUCUUACUACAGGACCCAGGCAGAGAUGGGUCACACAUGCCGAGGCACUAUCAACUUGGCCACUGCCAAUAUUGCUGUGGAGGACUCGUGCAAUUUUGUCAUUUCCAACGGAGGUGCGCAGACCUACCACUUGAAGGCCAGCUCAGAAGUAGAGCGCCAGCGAUGGAUCACUGCUCUGGAGCUCGCCAAGGCAAAGGCCGUUCACAUGCAGGCUGAAUCUGAUGAUUCGGGUGACGAUUGUUCUGCAGUGCCCCCCAACUCAGGACAAGGCGGGGGCUGCCGUAAUUUAGAAAUCCAAUCCACAUUACGCACACUCAGCAGCAAGGUGGAGGACCUCAACACCUGCAAUGAUCUCAUUGUCAAACACGGGUCUGCCCUCCAAAGAUCUUUGUCAGAACUGGAGGUGCUUCGUACCGGAGGGGAAAUGGGGGAAAAGAUGAGACAAGUGACAGAAAGAGCCACACUUUUCAGGAUCACCUCUAAUGCCAUGAUCAAUGCAUGCAGAGACUUCCUCUCCUUGGCUCAGAACCACAGUAAGCGCUGGCAGAAGGCCUUACAGGUUGAAAGAGACCAGCGGAUACGGCUGGAGGAGACUCUGGAGCAGCUGGCCAAACAGCACAAUCACUUAGAAAGAGCUUUCAGAGGAGCUACAGUUCUCCCUCCUUCAUUCAGCAAUACAGCCUUAAGCAACAAAGGUAAUGCUUCAGGAAAAGGUGAUGCCAGUGACGAGGAUGAUGACAAUGAGUUCUUUGAUGCUAUGGAAGAUCCAGCAGAGUUUAUCACAGUCCCUGCUGACCCCAAGUAUCACAGGAGAUCUGGCAGCAACGUUAGUGGUCUCAGCAGUGAGACUGGGAUGGACGAUCAGUCUGUAAAUUUUGACGAACUGUCUUUGGCAUCCAACCCAGAGUCUCCACAGCCCCUUGAGCUUGAGCCAGUUAGACAAAGACGGACUCGUAUCCCUGACAAGCCAAACUAUUACCUCAAUCUGUGGAGCAUCAUGAAGAACUGCAUCGGAAAGGAGCUUUCAAAGAUACCAAUGCCUGUGAAUUUCAACGAGCCCCUCUCAAUGCUGCAACGUCUAUCUGAAGACCUGGAGUACUACGAGCUGCUGGAUAAGGCUGCUAAAUGUCAGAGCUCUCUGGAGCAGAUGUGCUACGUGGCUGCCUUCACAGUCUCUUCCUACUCCACCACUGUCCACCGUACAGGAAAACCCUUCAAUCCUCUGCUGGGAGAAACCUUCGAGCUUGAUCGGCUGAGAGAUUGUGGCUACCGUUCCCUCUGUGAACAGGUGAGUCACCACCCACCUGCUGCCGCUCACCAUGCCAUCUCUGAAAAGGGCUGGACCCUCAGACAAGAAAUUACCCUGGCAAGCAAGUUUAGAGGAAAAUAUCUCUCUAUCAUGCCUUUAGGUUCUAUCCAGUGUUUAUUUGAUAAGAGCGACAAUCACUACUCUUGGAAGAAAGUGACUACAACAGUACACAACAUCAUUGUUGGAAAAUUAUGGAUUGAUCAGUCAGGAGAAAUAGAUGUUGUGAACCACAAAACAGGAGAUCGCUGCCACCUCAAGUUUGCUCCCUACAGUUACUUCUCCAGAGAUGUACCAAGAAAGGUAACAGGAGUAGUAACGGAUAAGGACGGGAAGGCCCAUUACGUGCUAUCAGGAACCUGGGAUGAGAAGAUGGAGUUCUCUAGGAUCAUGCAGAGCAGUAAAGGCGAGAAUGGCACAGAAGGCAAACAGAGGACUGUCUAUCAGACCCUCAAAGCCAAAGACAUCUGGAAGAAGAACCCUUUACCAGACGGAGCAGAGAACAUGUACUUCUUCUCCUCACUGGCCUUGACGCUCAAUGAAUCUGAAGAGGGAGUGGCGCCAACUGACAGUCGACGACGUCCUGAUCAGCGGCUGAUGGAGGACGGCCGAUGGGACGAAGCUAACGCAGAAAAACAGAGGCUAGAAGAGAAACAGCGCACUGUCCGCCGGGAGCGCGAGAGGGAGGCUGUUAAAGCAGCCAGCUCACCAGAGGAAGCUGUCACUGAGGAUUCAAUCAAUGAUUCACCCUUGAAAAGCACCCAUCUGGACAACUACCAAGCCAUGUGGUUUGAGAAGUUUGACGACCCCGCUUCUGGAGAGACCUUGCAUAUCUACAAGGGUGGCUACUGGGAGGCAAAGGACAAAGGCAGCUGGGACAUGUGCCCCGACAUCUUCUGAUCCCAGCUGAGUCCACCUGUUCUCCUCUGUGGUGAUCAAACCUUACAGCUAAAGCAGCGGGCAAUAAACCCUGACAUCAACCCAUCUUCAGUGUCCGUAGCUUCAGCUGAUCAACCCACUCCGCUCCCCUUUUCCAGCAGUGAUUUGCUCAGGGUUAAGGGCAUCUGGACUUCACUCUCAAUGUAGAUGCAAUGCACACUGUAGCAUUGUUGUAACUUUGCAGCUAAUUAGUGUUCAGGAUUCCCUCUCACUGCCUCUAAAACACUUGAUUCACUGCUUGUGAACUGCUCAGUCCAGGGUUCUUUGGUAUAACAGCCAUAGAGUUGAAUUUGGCAGCAGGUUACUCUGGUAAUUCGUCAUGCAUUUAUAUGCACUAUUAUCAAAGGCAUUACUCAUCCAGGUGUCCUCUUACACUACACAAGGUUUGCUUAAGCCAGGCUUAGACUACAGGAGUUUUAAAAUCAUUAAUUUCAAGAUUUGAAAAUAAUGAUGCAUCACACACUACAGGAUAUUAAUAAGAUUAUAGAGUCAGAGUGACAAAUGCACCACCACACCUGAUUUCAAAAGCAAAAGGCUAAUCUAGUCUCGAUGAGAAAACUGUAUGGGAGAGACAGUCAACGUGGAUUGUCUAUCCUUCAGCAAGAACUGGAAGUUAAAUUCUAACUAUCAGUAGAUAUAAACAUUGCCUUGCUAGCUGCUAACAUUAGCCUCAAGUGCUAUAAUGUUCACCAAUGCUUGGAAAAGACAUAAUCUCAUUCCAUUGCCUAUUGAUUUGGCUCGUAAAAGUACUGACCAUAUUUUACUUCCUAAAUAUCAAACAUGUUUGAUAAUCAUCAUGGCGCCUCCAGUGAAUCUGGGAACACUUCAGGUGGUUUAAGAUUGGAUCUGCAAAAUGCUCACAUUACCAGAUAAUCUGUGCUGAAUGUGAGUACCAGACAAGGUUCCAGACAAGAUUUCUCUGCCAGUUAUCAGGAGGAGGUGAAUCGGUGUCAAAUCGGCUAGAAACUCCUGUAGUCUGAACCUGGUUUUAGAGAGAGUGAGCUACUACCUAACAUGUAGUUUGUGUUAUUUUUUUAUUGUGCACUCCUGAUUAUUACUGCUCCUGCAAUGCAUUUAUUGCAGCUUCCGCAGCACAGCACUACUGUGAGUCCAAGUUUAAUCAUACCCAAUGUGUUUAACAGUUAACACAGUAAAUAUUCACUAUACAUGUUUCAGAUCACAUCAAAUGCAUAGAUGCAUUCAGUGGUUCUGAGAAAAGAAAGAAGUAAUAAUUUAUAUGGUAUUAAUUUAAAUGAAAGUCUGUUAUGUCACUAUCUAUCGCCAAAUGAGGUAACACAAUGGUGAGCGAGUCUAUGGCCCACAGAUAAAAGGCCAUGCAAUUGCCGUAUUAACAUUCCCAGGAAAAGUCAAUAUGAGGCGAGACUGUCUGGAUCUUGGGGAAGUGAGAUCCAAAAGCACAACCUCCAAAGAGAAUGAAAUAAAUCUUCAAGAUUGUAACUUUAAAGAAGUAAUUAUUGGCUUAUUUCAACAAUUAACUUUGGACUGGUAUAACAUGAAAAGUGUAACAAAUACCAAAACCUGAUAUAGAAUUUGCCUUUAAAUGUAUGGUCAUUUGCGGUGCUACUUUAUUCCCUGAACCCCGGAUGUAUACUAUAUCCACAUAUUAGCCUUUUUGGUAAUGUUUGCACUCCACUAAUCCAAUUAAAAAUAUUUUUUGUGUUUUUUCUUUUCCUGAAACCUCCCUGGUUAAAAUAUAAACAAAAACAAAACAUGGUUGAUAGCUAUGAAGAGACAUGAUAGUAGUUUAUUAUGAUUAUUCUACUCUUCAUAUUUUUGGCUGGUAUGGUAUCUUCAGAAUAAGUGUGGGUCUACAUAUGUCUUUACAGAUAAAAGAAGUUGGGGUUUUUUUUGCCUUUUUUCACUAUAAAAAUUUACCAUGUCAUUUUUUUUCUAUUCAUUUUUUAUUGAGUAAAAAUAAUGGCAUUUCUGUGUGGCGCACACACAAGUUUAUUGUAAUAUGUUCUUUAUAUAAUAUACCAUAUUGGAUACUAUGAAUUGAAGAAGCAGUACCAAAUUUAUGUCAGUACCAAUGAAAAUCUGAGGUAUAAAAAUACCAUUGGCUCUAUUGCCAGCAGCCCUGUCUUUCUGUUUGUUUGUCUCCUGUAUUUUUUUCCUUCAAAAAAUAAUUUUUAAAGAGUAACUUAAGACGAAAUCCACUUUUUAGAGUUAGAAAAUGAAAUGUACAGUCACUGUAUUACACUAAAUUGACCUUGUUUUCAUCCUUCAGUUUCACAAUUACCAUUCAGUUUAGUUUGGGUUUUUUUUAUCAAAAAAAUCCCGCAAAUCUGUCCUGAAGACCCCCAAAAGCUGGUGAAAAAUCAUGUUUUGUGGAAUACUGUGCCCUCGAACUACAAGGCAACAGCAUGUUCCCCUGGGACAUAUAGGAUGGGCAACUGAUGCAUUUUUUAAAUUUGUGAAAGGGGGCCUGCUCCAGCUAAAACAGAAUGUUAAGUUGCUAUUAAAAGAGCUGUUGACCAGCAAUGGGAUUGUUGGUGAGAUUUGUCUUAAACGUAAAGAUAAGUCAAAGAUUUCCACCCAAGUACACAGAAUUCAGACUUGUACUAUUCACGCUAAAGUUUAUGUUGUCACUAAUACUUACCCUACUACAACCAUUUAAAUAUUUAUUUCAAAGUAAAUAUUGAGGCACACCAUUUGAACAGUUAAGAUUAAUUUAAGAGCAGCAGCGCUGAACUGUGUUUCUGCUGGCUUGAUGAUUAGUUAAGUGAAGGAAAAUGAAAUCUGAGGCAAGUGUUUUUUUUGUCUUCCUGGCUUCCUUCAAACUUACUGAUCAUAGCUUUAAUGUUGAUGUAGGUUAUUUUAGUCGUCGUGUGUUGUUGUGUGAUUGUACUUUUCUAACAGACAGCAAUAAGAGUGCCUCAGUGCGUAUACAUGUGGCACAAAGUGAAAUGUGUGAAGCGAGAUCGCUGAAACUGCAAAAACUAAAUUCUGUCGUAUUUGUCCCUGUUGUUGUUUGUCUUAUGAGUGGAAGGAUUGUGUGGUUGAUGAAAAAAAACUAAAUUUCAUUUUAUAUUCAAGUGUACUUAAAGAAGAACACUGAAAAUGAAGAUCACAAAACAUAAUGUUGCAAAUAUUUCUGUGUAAAUAUAUUAAAUAUUAAAGUUAUUGUGAUAUUAACUGGUUAUAUUGAUAGAGAAUCUAAUGGCAGUGAUGCACUUUUUUGCUUUUCCCCCUUUUAUCCUUGUUUUUUACUCAGAACUGGAUGCAUUUUCAUUGUCUGACCUAAGUGUACCAUGAGUCGCCCUCUACCAGCUAGGCUAGCUUUGUUUAGAUCUGAACUUUACUUGUCUUAAAUUACACAUUUUACAGGUUUCUGUCCGUUCUGUCUUUUUCAACAUAUAUAUAACACUGAUUUUGAUUGAUUUUUAGCCAUGACUCUUGAUGGUGUAAUCAUAACAUUUCAUGCCUGUUUUUAACUGUUUUUCCCCCUGAAAUUUCUACCUUUUUCAUCCCUUUCACUGUUUUCAGCUAAUAUUGUUUUUGCUCUGCACUGUGGAAAUUGGCACUGUAUACAUGCCACUAAGCGCAGGUGUUCUUGCACCUAACGUACAGUACAUUACUUAUCAUGCCCUAUAUGAUCAUUUUGUUGUUGGCUACUGAUGAGUUUGUUUUGAAAACAUUUCCUAAGUCAUGUUCAGUAAUUGCAAACAUAUGUACAUUUGUUAAAAUAUAUAUACGUAUGGAUUCACUCACUGAGCAUACUUUUCACCUUUUCUGUCCUUCAAUGCAGUUUUUUUUUUUCUUUAGCAAGAUUGUGUUAGAGGUUGAUAAUAUUAAAGUCUGAAUGAAGAUAAA
Centropristis striata (black sea bass) is the source of this 6367-nucleotide messenger RNA. RefSeq names its product oxysterol-binding protein 1-like. The transcript has 17 exons. Gene Ontology annotation, molecular function: sterol binding. The coding region runs from base 167 to 2494 and encodes 775 amino acids. Gene Ontology annotation, cellular component: intracellular membrane-bounded organelle; cytosol; membrane. NCBI's taxonomy places the organism in Eukaryota, Metazoa, Chordata, Actinopteri, Perciformes, Serranidae. The record is from RefSeq and is a predicted model, not a curated record.